AUGGGAAUGGGUAAAGCUGGGUUGCUAAAUUUCAUUCGCACGACUGGAGAGAAGAUACUGCUCCCGAAACCGUUUCAGAUUGCUAUGAUUGGUCUUGAUAGCUCGGGGAAAACAUCGAUUUUGUAUCGCUUGAAAAUGAACGAAUUCGUGCCGACGGCACCGACAGCGGCGUUUAAUAUGGAACGGGUAAAGUUAGCCAAAAAUACGAGACUCGCAAUUUGGGAUGUAGGAGGUAGCGAAAACAUAAGACCGUUGUGGAGGACUUACAUGCGACAAGCUGAUGGAAUAGUGUUUGUUGUUGAUUCGACAGAUCGAAAGAGGAUCGAAGAGAUGCGAGAGGAACUUUGUCUUGCUUUGAACGCUUGCCUAAAAGAACGCGUGCCUGUCUUAAUAUUUGCUAACAAACAAGACUCGCAUUUUGCAGUAGACCCUGCAGAUUUAACUGAAAUUUUAGAGUUAAAAAAUUUGAAGGAAAAGAACCCUUGGAUCUUGCAAGCGUCUAGUGCUAAAACAGGUGACGGUGUAAAAGAGGGUUACGUGCGUUUAGUUGCUUUGAUAGACGAGAGAAGAGCUGUGCCGAAAGAGAAGGCCUCAACUGCAGGGUCGUUCUCACCAACGCCCAAAGCAUCGGAAUUUAUUUGA
Molecule: messenger RNA, 642 nt
Organism: Rhopilema esculentum
Lineage: Eukaryota; Metazoa; Cnidaria; Scyphozoa; Rhizostomeae; Rhizostomatidae
Source: RefSeq, a predicted model, not a curated record